Drosophila mojavensis is the source of this 778-nucleotide messenger RNA. Its product is annotated as proteoglycan 4. The transcript has 2 exons. The coding region runs from base 94 to 735 and encodes 213 amino acids. The record is from RefSeq and is a predicted model, not a curated record. Lineage: Eukaryota; Metazoa; Arthropoda; Insecta; Diptera; Drosophilidae.
UUCGAAUCAAUUAUCAAUUUACCACUAUAAAGAGUGCAAAGCUCUCUGGCGUACGAUUUCUUCACAGACGACCCGUCUAGGCGAAUAAUUGACAUGGUCAAAACCAAGCUGCUAUCGCUGCUCUUGCUGCUGAUUGCACUCCCGCAAAGAAUGGAGGCGAAUAAUACCAAUGAAGCGGAAACAACAACGAAGAACAUAGAUAAUCCAACCGUGGCAGCUCCAACUGUCACAAAACAUCCAGAGACAACUGUGAAGAACAUAGAUAAUCCAACCGGGGCAGCACCAACUGUCACAAAGAAGCCAGAGACAACUGUGAAGAACAUAGAUAAUUCAAACGAGGCAGCACCAACUGUCACAAAGAAUCCAGAGACAACUGUGAAGAACAUGGAGAAUGUAACCGGGGGAUCACCAACCGUUGCAAAAAUUCCACAGACAACUAUGAAGGGAACAUCCAAGGGAUCACCAACCGUCACAGAAAUUCCACCCCACCUAGGGGUCACAAGCGACUCUAACAAGACUUCUACGGAUUUAAUUGAUUUGAUCACAUACAAAGCCCCCGAGGAGGCGAACCUGGAGAAUGGCGGCCACCAGAUUUCAUUACCGGGUAAGAAUAAGAAUCAGGGCAUCCGGCAUGUGCACGCCCACGAUGGCUUCCACAAUAUAAAGCGCGAGCCUCUUUGGGCUCACUGGAACGAUGCUUUCGAGAGUAAGAAGGCAGCGGCGCAAAAUACAUAAAUACUUACCAUUCAACUUCAAUAAAGACACCCUGUAUAAGUCA